Molecule: messenger RNA, 2632 nt
Organism: Lacerta agilis (Sand lizard)
Lineage: Eukaryota; Metazoa; Chordata; Lepidosauria; Squamata; Lacertidae
Gene: TELO2
Product: telomere maintenance 2
Exons: 21
Coding region: 121-2595 (824 amino acids)
Biological process (GO): telomere maintenance via telomerase; protein stabilization
Cellular component (GO): cytosol
Molecular function (GO): telomeric repeat DNA binding; Hsp90 protein binding
Source: RefSeq, a predicted model, not a curated record
ACGCGCGCGCACAAACGAACUUCCGGCUUGAUUGGGUUUCUGGUCCACACGCCUGGAGAGUAUCUUGGGGGGUCGCUGUUAGCCGUGGCAUCAUUUCUGCCCUUGAAGUAACCAGGAUAAAUGGAUUCUGACUUGCUUCAAGUUCGCCAUAUAGUACAAGAAGCAAUUGGCACCCUAUCUGUUUCCAGAGAUGGAGCCCAGAUCUGUGAGACUUUGCGGACAAUUAAGAGCUACCUUGGUGGAACGGAAAAUCCACCCUCCAUGAAAGAGAAAGAAGAAUUCACUCGCAAUCAUUUUACUACCUUUCUGCAGUGUCUUAUCAGUAACCUGAGUCUUGAUUGGCUGGAGCAGUUCCAAUCAGAUGAAGAUAAGGAAUUAUGGGAUUGCUUUUUCUUGGAAGGACCAGCAGACCAAACUUUUAUGGUUCUUUUGGACACCAUUAUUUCUACAGAGCCCAGUUUCCGUCUGAAUAAAGUUGUCGAUGUGCUGGAGCAGUUCCUGCAGAGAGCUGGACUGUCUGCUCUGAUGUGGGAAGUCUGUAAACAACAAACCCAAGCUGGCCCUCCAGUGCUACAGGAGGCCAUCCUCAAUAAGGUGGCCUGUCUCCCUGAUCACCUAGGCAACAAGCUCCAGGGAGAAAACCGGCCUGUCUUCUUCCCCCAAAACUACUUCCCGCUGCUUGGUGUGGAGAUGGUCCAGGUGCUGGAGAGGAUAUCUGAUUCACUGCGAGGUGGCUUGGAUUGCUCAAUCUCCUUUGUGUCCCAGGUGCUAGGGAAGGUAUGCAUGCAUGGAAGACAAAAAGAAAUCCUGAACGUGUUGGUGUCCCACCUGACUGAUCGUACCCAGUCUGACUGCAUCUGGCAGAGGAUAUGCUGGCGACUGGUGGAGAGUGUGCCGGAUCGCUGGGUGGAACCUGUGGUCUGUGGCUUUGUUCAGGCAGCAGCAGGACCUGCCGUGCUGUCACGAUUGUUGGGGAAUUUGGUUGUCAAAAGCAAGAAGGCUCAAUUUGUGAUGACCCAGAAGAUGUUGCUGCUUCAGUAUAGCAAUCCGACUAUGGUGCUCCAGAACCUUCUUGGAUAUCUAGCCCUGGACAACAUGCGGCGUCCCUUACUGAUCAAAGUUUUGAAAGAGCUGCUGGAGACCUGGGGAAGCAGCACUGCUGUGAAGCACUCCCCAGCGGAGCAGCAGCUGUACAUCAGCAAGGCCAUUCUGAUCUGCCUCUCUCAUCUGAAAGAAGCAGAAAUACUGAGCUACAGACAAGAGCUACUCACAGUCAUGAUGGAAGGGAUGAAGUGUCACCUGGACAGCAAUUUGCCACAGAUCCGUCAUAUGGGGAUGGUUGUAGCUGAGUGCGUCAGUGCCAGGGUAAUGCCUGAAGGCCCCGCUCUGAAAUUUCAGUAUGAAGAAGAUGAUGAGAUCAGAGAUUUAAAGACCUUGCUGAUUCAGAGGCCAGAGCAGAUUCCUGACAGUGAUUCCCAGAGCAUUGGGUACAUGACACCAAUCACUAUUCUGAAACCCAGUGUGAAACCACAGCCAAGUGCUUCUGAAGGACUGGACCAGGGGGAUGACUCUGAGCUUGAUAGCGAUGAUGACCUCGUUCCAUAUGACAUGUCAGAGGACAAAGAACUGAAGAAGACCAAGGCUCCCACCUACAUCCGAGACUGUAUUGAAAUCCUGACUGGUCCUGAAGAUCCGGAAAAGUAUGAAGCCACAAUGGGCACCCUGGAGAAUUUGAUUCGAAGGAACGUGGCAGCUGCACGAGAAGUGAGCGUGGAACUGGCAAAAGUCCUGCUGCAUCUAGAAGAGAAGAGCUACAUAGAAGGCUUUGUGGGGCUUCGUCAAGGCGCUCUGGUGGCCAUCGCUGUCACAGACCCAACACCAGUGGCCCAGUUUCUGACCUCUGAGUUCUACUCCUUGAACUAUAGUCUCCGCCAGCGCAUGGACAUCCUGGAUGUGCUGGCCAGAGCAGCCCAGGAACUCUCUCAGCCCUUUUCUCCUAAAGCAAAGCAGCUUCCUAGUCUGAAACAGCCCAGCAUCCAGAUCCUGUCUAGCAACAGCUCUUCUCCAGAUUGGCAAAAAGUUGUGGAUGAAAGGAUCCGAAGCAAGACCAGAAGGUUUGCAAAGGGCCAGUCCCAAGCAAAGCCACCAUCUGCCCCCAACAGAUUUGGUCCAGUUGCUGGUCAUUUCUUUUUCCCACUUCUUCGGAACUUUGACAGGCCACUGACCACCUUUGACCUUUUGGGAGAUGAUCACCUGGUUUUGGCCCGGCUGACACACACCCUGGCAAUUCUGAUGUACUUCGCUGUCAACACUGUGGUAGCAGCUGCGAUGGGGAAGGCACUGCUAGAGUUCGUCUGGACCCUGCGCUUUCAUGCAGACACAUAUGUGCGCCAAGGGCUUUUGUCAUCUGUCUCUUCCACACUCCUGAGUGUCCCUGCUGAGUGCCUUCUGGAGGACAUGACGGAGGAGCUUUUAGAGACCCAAGCCUGGCUGGCAGAUGUUGCAGAGAAGGACCCAGAUGGUGACUGCAGAAGUUUGGCACUGCAGAAUCUGCUACUGAUGGAAAACCUGAAGAAAAAAACUCUUGAAACAUGAAGGAGGGCUUGAUGAUGGAGAUGCCCUUUACCUGCCC